CAAGACCAUCCUUACCCAUGCCCGCCUUUUUUUUCACCCACUGUUGGCAUCGGCAUCUGCCUCAAGGAUCCUCCCCUCCCACACGACACCCUGAGCUUGGAUUAGGUAUUGGAAUCGGCACUGGACCUGGACUUGGACUUGGACUCUUCUCGGUGGUCUGGCAGAGAAGGACAGCAACAUCUUCCACCAAGAUUGAGACCGCUGAGAACAUGUCAUGGGAGUUGCCCGUCUUGACCACUCUCAUCCUCAGCGUACUUGGCUUCUGGUGGAUCUAUAGCCCUCGCGCCAGCUACCAGAAGGCCCUGCUCUACCUCUUGCUGUGCAGCAGUUUCACCGUCUUCUUUGAUCCUCGUCGUCUGAUCGAGUACCUAUCCCCCGCCACGGUCGAAGCAUUGCUGGAUUUCCGCAUCCAUGUUCUUUUGAUCCAUCACUCCAAGAUGGUCUUGACACUUGGUGCUGUCGUUUGGCUACUGCAUCGCUCGUGGCAGACGUUAUGGAAACCCGUUCCUGACCUCAUCAAUAUCCUCGGGGUCGACGUGCCUGAACCUCCCGAUGUUUCCCUCGCUGGCAUUCGAUCCGAUGCUGCUACUCUGAGCUGGACUCGCCCAACUAGUAAUCGGCCGGUACAAAAAUACACUAUCCAAGUCAAUGGCGUUCAUGGUCGGUCUUACUGUCGAGAUCUAUCUCGGAACCUUCGGUUGGGGAAAAUAUCAAAAACUGACUGACACGGUCCAUAUAGUUGGCGAAUCACCGGGAAACGAAGUCGCGAUCACUGUCACAGGACUGAAGCCAGAUCACUUUUACAAUAUCAGGGUCGUUGCUGUCGGCCCGAAUAACUUCCAGGCCGGAAGUCAAGUUUUACGACUUCGAACAUUCGGAAAAGAUGGCAGACCUCAGUUAGGUAACUCACGUGUACCUACCAGCUUUCCUAAUAACGACCACUCUCAUCCGAAAAAUGGCGAUGAAGAUGACGAUUCCGACUCGCAAAAGAAGCCUCCAGUUCCGUCUGUCGAGGCGGCCCCUGUGCUUGAUGGUAACAACGCGUCCACCUCUGACGUUAGCGCUACCGGUCCAAGUCAGCGACGAAAUACAGUCAAUCGACGACACUCCCCGUCCGUUGCCAGCAUGGACCAACCUCAAAUCAAGCUUCCACCUGUGGAUGGCCCGGAGCUAUCGCUGGACGAACUGAAUCGCCGAUUUGAAUCCACUCGGAAGGAAGUCGACGAGACUUUGGCUCAGUAUGCCAAGGAAGAGGCUGAACUACAGCAACAAGAGGAAGAGCUCAAGCAAGAGAAAGAUGCCAAGAGACAGGCGCUCAAAGAGAAGGAGGAGCAGACCGCUCAGCUCAAGGCCAGCGUCCGUACUACCAUGGAGCAAAUGCGUACAGCGGAGAAGGAUCGCGCGAGAAAAGAGCAGCAGUUGAAGGACAAGGAAAAUAAGAAGUCCAAGAUUCGAGAUACUGCUUCAAAGCUCGAGAAUGAGAUGGAGAGGAUGAAGAAAGAGAGGGAAGGAUUCGAAGCGCAGAAGAAAGAACUGGAAGCUAAGCGGGAUAAAGACGGCCAGGAACUUGACGACUCUAAUGCAGAGCUGCAGGAGAAAUGUGCUGAGCUAGAGGCCGAGCUGAAGGAGAAGGGAAAACAGCUCCAAGACCUCAAGGCUGCUCGAGAGCAACUUCCGGGUGGCGAUGAUGAACAGUGGAAGGAGAAUGACUUGAUCGUGCGAAGAGAGUGGGAUGCCAGGAGAAAGGAACUGCACAAUCAGCUCGUCGCCGAAACCAAGAAGCUUCAUAACCUUGAUCAGCAGAUACGCUUUCUCAAGGAAGAGCAGCAUCAGUUGGCGCUUUACUACAGCAGCCAACCAGACCCCACUGCCAUGGAGUUUGAGCCUGCUGCCUCCCAAGAUGCUCUCGAAAGCGGAAAUAUCAACUCUCUUUCCCACAUCAACUUGUCACCUCCGCCCAACCAAUUCGGCCCUCCCGAAGACUCAUUCUCAACUGGCUUUAGUCGGGCUGGAUUCAGUCAAAUAUUAUUCAUGGACCACAAUGCAGCCGACAACGCCGAUGAUCACCAGUCAGAAGCCGACUUCAGGGCGAACGCGGGACCACUCAGCCCUACAGCCCAUGCUCUUCUUCCUUCAGGUAUCUUUGACGAGACAUUUGAGGAUGCUGAAGAGCAUCUGCCUAGCCAAUUCUUGCCAGACUCUGUUACUGCUGCCGAGGAAGAUAACCCACAGUCACCACUGUCUUCCGAUGGACGCUCUCUGAACAUGUUUUCUAGUCCUCACGGCUCAUCACAUAACUUGCCCUUCCCCCAGUACAACGACGUGGACUCUCAUUCCUUGAACAUCAACUCUUCCCCUCAACAAGCACCUCUCGCUUCAAGCCACAGGCUGUCCAACCUCUUAUCUAACUUUCAACGUAACAGGGGUCCGAAGCCGGCAGAUGUGGAAGGACCCGCGAUUGGCAGCCUCAAAGCAGGACAGAGCCAAUCGUUUCCCCGAAGCACCGAUGAUCACGAUAUGCCGGGUAACAAACGCAGGAUAAGCUUCUCUUGGAUGAACAGGCACUCUGGAGGUGAAUCUAACAGAUCAAGCAUGGGGCCUACGUCUAGGCCAUUCUCUGCCAAGAGACUCAACCCCUUUGCCAGUAGUGCUGGAGCUCUUACAGGUGACAAUGACUUGCCACACUCGCGGCCCGCGUCGAUCACAUCCAUUGAUCUCCCUCGACCUUCGACGGACAGCGGCUCUAUCUGGAACAUUCCCGGGGAUUUCUCUAUGCUGGGAACGAAGGGAGUUUGGUCCCCGAAUGAAGGACGCUGGUCCUCUAGGAACCCGUCUCGCCGACCUUCGCUCGGUGCAGUACCGACUGUGCUUGAAACAACCCUUGCGACAGCCAAUGACGAGAUCCUUGACGAUGACGAUCUCCUCAACCCUCAAACAUCACCUAGCCAGGUCGGUGUUAUCGGAUCUCGCCCCCCAAGCCACCGUGCGUCCAUGAGUCGACAUCUCAACCCAGCGGCACCGACCUUCAGGACACCCUUCUUUACCCGUAGAGAGAGGGAUGCAAGUCCUGAUAAGGAUAAGUCGAAGGGCAAGGAGAAGGAGAAACGUGGAAAGUCCAAGGAAGUUCUGACCCCGACCAUUGAAGUGCCUCCAAACCUUGAUGAUUCACCUUCAGAUUCGCGGAUGUCUCGCGACACGUAUUCUGUUCACACACAAAACUCGAUAUCAGAAUCUCAUGAGUCUUUGGAUCUAGGCAUGACAGCCUCGAAUUCUACCACCGACAACAACGCCGCGAGCCACAAGGAUGCUGACAGUAGUGUUGUCAAGAAAUUGUUUAGGAAAGGAAGUUCUAGCAAGUUCAGUACCUUGUCUUCUAGGCUGAGUAAGGAUUCCGUCCUUUUCAAGAAGGGACCUGGCAGCAGCACGUUCUCCGAGAAGAAUAUGUCAGCAGAGCAUCGUUCCAGCAUUGGCGAUGCAGACGAAAUCGGGGAAGAUCUGUCUCAGCUUGGCCGCAGUUACGAAAGCGUGACUAGCAGCCCGUCGUUGGGUCAGGGGAGUUUCAAAUCGAAGGAGGCCCCUAAAGAGGGUCGCAUGGGCAUGGGAACAUGGCGAUUCUCGAUGAAAAAGAAAAGCAAGGAGCCUGCGUCAAAAGAGAAGGAGAGUAUGGAAAGUGACAGGCCUGCAGAUGAGUAGAGAGUGUAUAUUAUUGUGAUAUACAUUUAUGUGUAGCAGCAUUGAGAUUAAGUGUAAAGCGGAGUAGCGUAUUUGGCAUUAGCAUUUGGCAGCAGUGGAUAGUAAAUCAUAUAUAGCCCGACGGUUAUUCACAGCAUUGGCAAUCGCA
Fusarium odoratissimum NRRL 54006 is the source of this 3841-nucleotide messenger RNA. RefSeq lists its product as uncharacterized. The record is from RefSeq and is a predicted model, not a curated record. Lineage: Eukaryota; Fungi; Ascomycota; Sordariomycetes; Hypocreales; Nectriaceae. Gene Ontology annotation, molecular function: protein binding. The coding region runs from base 649 to 3693 and encodes 1014 amino acids. The transcript has 2 exons.